UAUCGCUUGUCGGGAAAUCAUCGCCAUUCGGUCAAUGUAUGAUGAAAAGAUAAAAAUGGACGUCGAGGGGAAUAAAUUGGAAGGCUUAGAAAAUAACAAAGAGAUCCUACAGAAGACUUCCGAAGAUGAGGUGAAAAUCGGAUCCGUGACUUCGACAUCCGACACAGAGAAGAGAAAAUUAGACAAGGACGAAGAUUCCGGAGGGGGCGGCAGUAAUGGAGCAGGGAUUAAAAAGCACAAAAUCUCUAUGGGCUUCUCCAGGACAUUCGGUUCGGUCACAACUCACCAAGAGAAGAAAAAUCCUUCGCCGAUAACAAUUAAACUUGGAAAUCAAAAAUCGAAGGACUCGACACCAGCACUAAAAGAAACAAGUGCCUCAGUUGCUGAAGCUUUCAGACAAGACAGUGACGAAGAGGAAGAAAUGCCUCCAGAAGCAAAAAUGAGAAUGAGGAACAUAGGAAGAGACACGCCAACUUCCGCAGGACCAAAUUCUUACGGGAAGACGCGUCAGGGAUUCUGCGAUGCCAAGAAAGUGUUCGAGAGACAGCUGAGACAGAAAAUGGAGGAGGUCGCCGACAAAUAGCGUAGGGAGCGACGGUACAUAUCAUUUCGGUUGAGCGACCAAAUGGCACGUUGCAGUCUUGAGAGGUCGGUGCCGUAGACGCCACUCUAACUCCGUAAUUUAAAGUUUGGAUAUCGUUUUAAAUUCCGGUUCCGAUUUGGUCUCUCAUACCGAGUAAUCGAAUUAGACGACAUAAAUCGUUUACGAUGACGAGUGUACAUAAAUUUCUUGCAAAAUUUUCUAAUUUUCUUACCACCAUUCUACUUAGCUUUCGAACUCGGUCGGUAUAUUUUGGCUUUCAUUUUUCAAAUUGUCGUUAUUUUUCCAUGCGGAUGUCAUCAUCAUAUACGGUAGCGAUGUAUAACUUUCUCGACACUCGUAAGCCACGUGCAUUUUUUUAUCUUACCCAAUCUAGCUUUUUAUUAUGUUUAUGCUUAAAUGUCGUAAGCACGCCGAAUAGUUAUUCAUGUACGAAAUCACAUUAAAUAUUGUAUUUACUUCAAAUAAACAAUAUCUGGUGUAAAAAACUUUA
Messenger RNA from Centruroides sculpturatus (bark scorpion), 1094 nucleotides. Its product is annotated as PEST proteolytic signal-containing nuclear protein-like. Gene Ontology annotation, cellular component: nucleus. NCBI's taxonomy places the organism in Eukaryota, Metazoa, Arthropoda, Arachnida, Scorpiones, Buthidae. The coding region runs from base 35 to 583 and encodes 182 amino acids. The transcript has 6 exons. Gene Ontology annotation, biological process: proteasome-mediated ubiquitin-dependent protein catabolic process; protein ubiquitination. The record is from RefSeq and is a predicted model, not a curated record.